Molecule: messenger RNA, 2169 nt
Organism: Salvia splendens (bonfire salvia)
Lineage: Eukaryota; Viridiplantae; Streptophyta; Magnoliopsida; Lamiales; Lamiaceae
Product: dual specificity tyrosine-phosphorylation-regulated kinase 2
Exons: 7
Coding region: 265-2070 (601 amino acids)
Biological process (GO): peptidyl-threonine phosphorylation; peptidyl-serine phosphorylation
Molecular function (GO): ATP binding; protein serine/threonine kinase activity
Source: RefSeq, a predicted model, not a curated record
UCCCUUUGGCUUCUAAUUUACAGCCGAAACAGAAAAAGAAACAAACAAACCUCUCUCUCCUUCUCUCUCUCUCUCUCUCUCAACUGUAUAAAUUUAGAGAGAGAGAGCGGAGAGACACGGACAUGCAAAGGCCAAGUGCUGAUGAUCAAUGUCCUGCUUUUGACCCACUCCAUUCCCAUGAACUCACCGCUCUCUCUCCCUCUCUUUAUCACUCACACCAAUUAAUCCAUCUCUCUUUCAAUUCAAUCUCUCCCUUCCCUUCUCAUGGCGGAGAUGCACCUCGACGCCGUGCUGCAAUUCCUCAGGAGAAACGGCCUCUCCGCCUCCGAAUCCGCCCUCUUCCAAGACAUCACCGACCAGAAAUCCGCGCUCGGCGGCGCCGGAAGUCCAGAGGCCUCCGAUGAUGAUGAUGAAUUCGUCAGCUUCGGCUCUUCCGAUUUUACGAAUCCGUAUGCCAUUCACACCACGCGACCGGGUUCGCAAGCCUCAUCCGAUAGGCUGUCCCAGUUUGGAACUGCUCGAGACUACCGUGAUUUUGAUAUGCAGAACGACGUGUUCUGGUACAAGGAGGCCGACGGGGACUAUGUCAUGCCGCCCCUCUUUGACGGGAGGGACUUUGAUGGCGACCCCAGCGAAGACAAGUUUGUGAUGAGCAUGCAAGCAGAGAAGCCCGUUGAGGAUGUAACGAAGCAUAAUGUAGUUUCUGAGGGAAGAAAUCGAUGGGGUUUAGAUUUCGAGGAGCACUUUAAGUGUGAGCCUGAUCAUGACUGUGAUGAAGUGAGUGAGAGCUUUCAGCUUGAAAAGGUUAACAAAGAGAGUGAUGAGCAUUGGAAUGGCGUUGAGACUGUUUACACGGACGUAUGCAAGGAAGAGAGUCCUACAAAGGCUGGGCUUGAAAGCGUGAACGACACCUACAAUCUCAGUAAUGUCAAGAGAGAGUCUCGAGUUGAUGAUAAUAUAAUUGGUGGAGCCUCAUUGGACACAACGGCUGAAAGGGCUCGUGCAAUCCCGGAUGAGCUUCUGAGCGACGAGCAAGAAGAUGAUUAUGAGAUAUUCGACCUACGGAUCGUGCAUAGAAAGAACCGGACGGGUUUCGAAGAGAACAAGGAGUUUCCCAUUGUUCUGAACAGCGUCAUUGCUGGUCGAUAUCAUGUCACGGAAGUUCUAGGAUCGGCUGCUUUCAGCAGAGUUGUCCAGGCUCGUGAUCUUCAUUCAGGGAUUGAUGUUUGCUUGAAGAUCAUCAAGAACGACAAGGACUUCUUCGACCAAAGCUUAGACGAGAUCAAACUUCUCAAGUUCGUGAACAGGAACGAUCCUGCUGACGAGCGCCAUAUUUUACGCCUCUAUGACUACUUCUAUCAUCAGGAGCAUCUCUUCAUUGUGACUGAGCUUCUUCGAGCAAACUUGUACGAGUUCCAAAAAUACAACCGGGAAUCGGGAGCUGAACCCUAUUUUACAAUGCAUAGGCUGCAGGUAAUCAUUCAACAAUGUUUGGAGGCAUUAGUGUAUCUUCAUGAUUUAGGAAUUAUUCAUUGUGAUCUAAAGCCCGAAAACAUUCUGAUCAAGAGCUACCGAAGAUGUGAGGUUAAGGUUAUUGACCUUGGCAGCAGUUGCUUUCAGACAGACAAUCUGUCCCUGUACGUACAAUCACGUUCAUACAGGGCUCCGGAGGUCAUGCUAGGCCUUCCCUACGACCACAAGAUCGACUUGUGGUCGCUCGGGUGCAUCCUGGCCGAGCUAUACUCUGGGGAGGUGCUAUUUCCGAACGAAGAAGUUGUGUUGCUUCUUGCGCGGAUGGUGGCAAUGCUUGGCCCAAUUGGCGCGGAGAUGCUCCAGGAUGGGCAGGAGACGCACAAGUAUUUCACAAGAGAAUAUGAUCUUUACUAUAUAGACGAGGAGACGAACGAGGUGGAGUACAUAAUCCCGGAGGAGAUGGCGUUGGAGGAGCAUCUGCAGAUACCCGAGGAUCCGGUGUUCGUUGAUUUUAUGAAGUGCUUGCUGGAGAUCAAUCCGGCGAGACGGCCUAGUGCUCGGGAGGCGCUGAAGCACCCUUGGCUUUCCCAGAUAUGAGAGAGUGAGAUUUUUGUAGGAGGUGAUAGAUCAUCUUUGUCUUUCUAUGUAAAUGUAUAUAACAUUUUUAUCAAUUGCAUUUGAGCCUUAUUAUUUGUA